AUGAAAUACGAAAGCAAGAAAAGACCAUAAUCAGUUAAGGUGAUAUAAUAACAAUAAGUUCCAGUAUAAGAUAGAUAAAAGGAAAAAUUGAAUAAAAAAGGAGAGAGAAGAAUGUUAUUUGAAAAACCUAGUAAUAAGCAUAAAAUAAAAGAAUUUCUAUUCAAAUUUUUUAAGACAAUAAACCAUCUUUUAAAGGCCAGGAAAUAUAAUAAAAUUAUAUAUAAAGGGGAUCAAUAGAAUUAUGACUUAAACACUUUAUUCAAUUUAUGGGCAGAACAUAAGAAAUUCAAUUUCAAAUCCAACCCUGAGAAAUAUAUAACUAAAGAAUAAUUUGUGGACUUUUUAUUAUUGAUUGGAAUUUAUCCAGAUAGAUCUCAUGAGGCUGAACGACUUUUUGAUUAUUGUCAUGAGGAUGUCGUCAAAGCACCUGGAAUUGCUUAGUAGGAACAAACGACUUAGGCUUAAUAAGACUCUAAGUGGUUUAGAUUAUUAAAGGAUUGA
Messenger RNA from Paramecium tetraurelia, 501 nucleotides. RefSeq lists its product as uncharacterized. The transcript has 3 exons. NCBI's taxonomy places the organism in Eukaryota, Ciliophora, Oligohymenophorea, Peniculida, Parameciidae. The record is from RefSeq and is a predicted model, not a curated record.